GCUCGCCACGACCACUUUCUGGAGCGGCAGUGUUCAACCCGCAACCAGCAAGAGCUGCUCACUCGCUUUUCGCUUGCUUCAAUCCGCGAACCUCCCGUGUGUGCUCCAAUACCGAGAUUACCAAAGAGAUAGCAAAGUGUUUUAUUUUUUAUAAGCAUCCUCCUAUGAUAGAAAGUACGCCUCCGGCUCUCGUCAUUUCGAAAAUCAACCCGAGGACUCGCCUCUGAAACUCUCAAGAGUUGUCUUUCGGAACGUUUCCCUUUUCUAUAUCUAAUACUGAUUUUGUAUUCGAUCCAUUAAAACAGUGUGAUAUUCAGUGGUGUGUUCACUUUCGUCGGACAAUCACAUAUUGUAAGAUUAUUGUUCUCUUCGUGGGUUUUUCACCUUCUCCGAGCACCUUUGUAAAUACGUGGAUUAUCCCCCUUGGCGCAGCGCACGUAGAAAGCGGAGCUGUAGAGUCAGAGCUAACUAACAUGCGAUAGUUGCCCCUGGUCAUCCCUUAUCCAAGUAGUGACCCGGAGGUCGUCCCAAAACCGCCUGUGUGCCACUCAUGACCUAAACCUGACAGCGAGGCACCACACCCCCAACCCCUCCCACCUCUCACACUUCUUCUUCUCUCUCUCUUCUAUCUCUCACUCGAACUUCGUCUCGCUGUUCUCUCUUGUCUCGCAUCACCCGCAAACCCCCCAAAGAGUAGGAUGGCGAUGGUUAACAUGAACAACCUCCUGAAUGGGAAAGACUCGCGGUGGCUACAGCUCGAAGUUUGCCGCGAAUUUCAGAGGAACAAAUGCUCCAGGCCGGACACCGAGUGUAAAUUCGCCCAUCCUCCAGCAAACGUCGAAGUGCAGAACGGCAGAGUCACCGCUUGCUACGACAGUAUCAAGGGUCGGUGUAAUCGUGAUAAACCUCCCUGCAAGUACUUCCAUCCACCUCAACACCUCAAAGACCAGCUUUUGAUCAACGGAAGGAAUCACCUCGCUCUCAAAAAUGCACUUAUACAACAAAUGGGCCUUACCCCCGGCCAGCCGAUCGUACCGGGCCAAGUACCAACCGCAGUUUGUGCUUUGCAGGCGGCGACGACGCCUUACCUGGCGGGCGUACCCCAGGUGGGCAGCACAUUUUCUCCUUACUUCUCCCCCGGGCCAAUAAUGCCCCUCACGGUCGCACCGGAUCCUACAGCCCCCCUCAGCGUCGUCCAGCAGACUGCAGUAGUCACACAGCAGAAAUUGCCACGCACCGACAGGCUAGAGGGAGGCGCAAGCGUGGGAGCGAUCGCGCUGCAACAGCGGAAGAGAGCCCAUGACCCGGCAGACGACCUAAUCCUGAUGGAUAUGAAGUCAGUAGGCUCUUUCUACUACGAAAAUUUUGGUUUCCCAAAUAUGGUACCAUACAAAAGGACGGCAGGAGACAAAUCAGGAGUACCAGUGUACCAGCCUGCAUCGGCAACAUACCAGCAACUGCUCCAGCCGUUUGUCCCGGUCUCAUGUGAGUACCGCCCUAGCCCCGCGACCACGGCAGCCGCCUUCACAGGCGUUGCCCUCAACAAAAUGAUAUCACAUCACCAAUACUUAACAGCAGCCCCGUCACACUCGACUUCCCACUUCUCCUUAGUCAGACCACCACCGAUCCCGCCUACACCUCUCAUAUCAGACAUUAUUGCCGCCCAGUACUCAUCCUCGCUCAACAAUAACAAUGACGAUGAAUUACAACCAUACAAAAAGAUGAAAACCACUUAAAUUAACAUAUAAAAACCCAUGCAGUUCCUAAUCAGAACGUCCAAUUAUUGGAGAGGAAAAAAAUUGUAUAGAAUUAAUUUUAAAACCGGCCUCCCUCAUUUAUAUUCCUCUCCCUUCCUUUUUUUUUAUUUAAUUUUAAUUUUUUUUAUUAUUUAUUCUAUUAAAUGGACUGCAAAAUAUUAGAGUUACCACUGAUUUCAAUUAAUCAUGCUCUAUUUAUUUUAUAUUUUUAUGAAGGUUUUUUUUAUUAAGAUGUUAAAUUUUUGAUAUCCUAUUAUUUGAUGCUGUUUAUCCUGUAAAUUGUUGUAUUAUAAAAAUUGGAAUAUUUUUUUCAUUAUAAGAGAGUGAAGUUUUCAUGUAAAUACUUUUAAAUUUAUAUUAAUUGAAAUGAAAACAAUUUAAUUAGAUUUUUCUUUUUUUGCGGUUCAUUUAUAUUUUUAUUUGGUGUGGUUUUAUUUACGAGGUGAGUUUAAUAAUACUGAGGGUGGCCGGAAAUUUUUAAAUUAUUAAUAUAAUUAAAUAAUAACAAUGGUCUAAUAAUUGAAAAGGAAAAAGAAAAAAUGCAUUUUGAAUGUGUUUAGCUAGAAUUUGUUGGGUGGUUCGUUCUUUUGCGAAGUUGAGCAUGUUUUUUUUCACCCCUGUAUUUCCCCCCUCUAUUAUAUUGUUGGCUAUCAUGUUUGUUGUUGUUGCUAUUUUUUUAGCUUCACUACUUUUUUUGAGUUUGUUAAGUUUGCUUAAAACUACAAGUUUCAUUAAGACACCGCCUUUAAAUUAACAGCACAGAAACAGAACCGUUCUUUAUAAAAGAACAAUUUUGUUUAAAUAAAUCUAACCUUUAAUUAAUUAACUUUACUAUAUUUUUUGUCUAUAUUGUUAUUGUAUAUAGUUAAAUGCUAAUUAUUCGGGGAAGAUUCACAAAAUCCCUUUAUUCUAAGGACCAAUUUUGCUUCAGCACUCCUGGUAGCAAAACUACCUAUCUUUUGAAAUUAAACCUUAAAAUAUGAUCCCAUUUGCUUAACACAGCCUGGAUAUAUUAGGAAAUAAAUAGAAUUUUUUUUUUAUUUAACGAUUUUAAAAAAGUAAGAAUUGACUUUUAAGGGCGCUGCUCCCUUUAAACUGCAAAAACAUUUUAGAAGGCUAAGAAUUAAGAAAAGAAGAAGCUAUCAGGUAUGUACCUUUUUGCAACUUUUAUGCUUUAAAAAUCUCAUGUUUAUUUAUUUUUAAUUUAUUUUUUUAUCAAUGAAUUUAUAUCUACCAAUAAAACUAACAUAGUACUUUAAAGCUUUUUAAAUCAAUGAAAUUUUGGAAGUUUGAAAGUUGCAACACUAAAGUUAAAAAGUGUUUCUAAAGCUUUUACAAUUUUUUUAAUCCCAAAGUUAAAUUAAAUGUUAAAAUUGAAUCAUGAAAUUAUUUAACGUUACCAAUCAAUAAUUAUUUAUUACCAAUCAUUAAACAAACUAUCAACGAUACUACACAAUUUUUUGCUUUCUAUGGUAUAAUGUGACUUUAACCAUGAUUUUUCAAUUUAAAAAAAUAUUUUAAACAUUCUACAUACUUGUUUAAACUUACAGAAAUGAUUUACAAAUACAGGUGAUAUCCUUAAAAACUAUUUGGUUGAAUUUUCAUUGUUUUUAGUAUAGCAAGAUUCCUAACAAUUGACACGUUUUUAUCCAUCAGUUAUAUUUCUUCUAUAAGAAAGCAUGUACUAUAAUAAAUACUAUUUUGUUACAAUCUAUUGGUAUAAUAAGAAAUUGUUUUUUAAUAAUUCAAUACCAAAGAUGAGAGAAAAGAAUUGCCUGGAAACUUACACAUAAGUAAUUAUUUCAACCCAUAAUUACACCAAACAGAAUGAAAAUUUUAAGGAAUCUUCCCCCGGAAAAGAGAAAAAAGCAUUAGUGAGGGGAUUUCGUUUUAGGUUGUGAACUAGUUCUUAGGUACUUGCAUUCCUGGCUAAUGUAUUACCCCAAAAAAAAUAAAUAUGUAUAUUUUGAAGAAGAAAAAAUAAGUAUCUCCUGGUGGUGGUAUUUUACUUGUUUAAAUUUUAACUUAAAAAAAUAAUAAUUAAUAAAUUUUAUAAUAUAUAAAUGCUUUACGAUUAAGUUUUAGUAGUUUUUUAUUUUUUGAGCUUGUUGGUUGCGAGGAGUGCACUAUCGGCUUGCUUGUAGCCUAUCAUAGUUUCUGUUGGUGUUAGUCGCAAGGCCCAAGUGUCUCUACAUCACCUAUUUUUAUACAAACAAAUAAUUAAAUAACAAUUAAUUAUUCUCUUUCACAAAAGAACGGACCAUUAACAUUACACAAAGUGCCUCUUGCCACAUAGCAUGCUAGGCUGCUUAACAAUAUUGUUAUACAAAAAAAAAUAUUAUAGUGAAAAGGAAGUUAAAUUAAAAAAUACGAUAUGUAAAUUCUUUGUGCACUCUGUGUCCCAAACAAUGUUAUUUUUUGUCUGUCAAGUAUGAUUGUGAAUAAUAAAUUUUAAGAGGAUGGCAUUUUUUAUUCUAGCCAUCUAUAAAUCGUGAAAAUAUUAUUAAUACCCAAUAUUAAUUAUAUAAUACUAAUUAAAAUAUAAGUUUAGCUUUGUGAAUGUGAUGUAUAGUGUUUUAAUAUUAUUAUCAAUAAUAUAUUUAAAGGAAUUUCAAUUCAAAUGUGUGUUUUAAACAUAAAUAGAAUUUUAGAAAUUUUACUGUGUUGUUUCUUAGAAUUAAAAACAAAUGAGUAAAUUUAAAAUAAAAAGAAUACCAAAAGAAAAUAUAUAAAUAUAUAAACAAAUGGCAUUCUAAUAUCCAGUGUAUUUAUAAUCAUUUGUAAUAUUAGCCAACGAUUCUAAUACCUGCAUAGCAGUUAUAGAAUAUAUAUACUUAUAAACUUGUAGGCGUAAAACGCUUUAUAACGAUUUUAUCGUAGGGAAUGCCCAAGGAAGGGUUAAAAGCUUUUCCUUUAUAUAAAUUAAAGUUGCUUGUAAUUUUUGUCAAGUACAGUAUUAUGUAAUAAUAAUGCUACAAAGUAAAAUGCAUGAAUGGUUUUAAUUAAUCAAA
This is a messenger RNA of Cimex lectularius (bed bug), 4768 nucleotides long. RefSeq names its product protein muscleblind (gene mbl). The transcript is spliced from 7 exons. The record is from RefSeq and is a predicted model, not a curated record. Gene Ontology annotation, molecular function: metal ion binding. The coding region runs from base 699 to 1736 and encodes 345 amino acids. NCBI's taxonomy places the organism in Eukaryota, Metazoa, Arthropoda, Insecta, Hemiptera, Cimicidae.